AUGAGAGCUUCCCGGACUCUGCAGAGUGGGAGUGCUGUUUGCUGAAGGUACAGCAUUGCCAGGAGGUGUGGUACAGAGAAGUGCUUGCCUGCCUCAAGGAGCCCUGCUCCCUACAAGCCACCGCGGGACAGGAACAGCCUCUCAAACACUGCUGUGGAGUGGCUGCACGCCUUUGUGGCACUGCCUCUUCCUCUCUGUCCCAACCCCAAGAGGGGUCUUAGGAGAAGAGUGGCAGGAAGCCUUAAUGGAGGGAAUGCUAUGGGAGCUGGGAGAGGGACUGUUCUUCCAGGCACCUCUCCCCAGAAGGCUGCAGUGAUUUGGGAAUGAGGGAAGAGGCAGAGGGCAAGGGAACAUUGGCUUCUCCUGUUCUCCAGCAAUUCCUGAGGGCAUUGCUGGAGACCAUAGAGGACGAGGCCUGGACCGAGGCCCUGAGCUGUGAGCUGAGCAGGUGGCUGAGCUGCUCUCCCAGCAGCUCUGGAGAAAAGGUGGGCUCCCCCCCAGCUCUACCCAGCAGUCACCCAUGCAGUCUUUCCUGUAUAAGGCUCUGGGGACGGCACUGGGAGCUUGUAAAGGAGUCCUCCACAUCCAAGAGAAGCUGCUGCAGCACCUGGAGGAAACAAAUGCGGAGGAGCCAUCCAAGGCCCAGAUGGAGCUGGACAGCACGAGAGCUCAUGCCACACGCAGCUCUCUAAUCCUCGCCCAUGGCAGCUUAGCACUGCGUGCCUCCAAGGAACAGCUGCUUGCCUGCCUGGAAGGAGACAUCAUGGGCGACAUCCUGCUGCUCUACAGCUGCAGCUGCCGGGACUUGCUGAAGAAGUAUUACUUGGGCAUCCCUGUCUCCCAAGUGCCCCUCAGGGUGGUUCUGGCCCUGGAGCAGUUGAGGUAAGGUCUGGGGUUGCAAGGCAGGAUGGUGAUCCCCAUUUUGGGUAGCUCCUGAAGGCCUGAAAGGGGCAGGGCAUGAGGAGCCACAUAUUCAGGAGACGGGGCACACUGCUGGCUCGCAGCCAGCCUGCUGUCCACUGGGACACCCAGGUCCCUCUCUGCAGAGCUCCUCUCCUGCAGGUCAGCUCCCAGUGCAAAAAAUAUGCAGCUGUGCUUUCUGUUUUGAUACAGGAAUCAGAGAAUAGGUUUCAUGACUGCCAAAAAUUCAUCCAAUUUUUGUUUCAUUGUGGCUCCAUUUUCCAUUGACAUAAAUGCUUUACUGGCCAAUUUUCAAAUGGAACACGUAGAGCUGCAAUCUAAAGUCUGAUCUCUUCAUUAAACAAUAAAAAAAAUAAGUUUUUUACUUAUUAUAUUAUAUGAUGCAUUUUCUGAGGGCUGCUCAGAAUCAUAGAAUGUCCUGGGUUGGAAAGGACCUCAAAGAUCACCUAGUUACAAUUCCCCUGCUGUUGGUAGGGUCACCAGCUACUACACCAGAGUCACAUCCAGCCUGGCCUUGAAUGCCUCCAUGGAUGGGGCAUACACAACCUCCUUGGGAAUGAAAUGAAAGAAGAACGUGAUAGCUAUGAAUUUCUUAUUUCUGAAGUGCAUGAAUAUAAGAGGGGAAGUUUUAUUUUUUUCCUUCCUUAUAAAAUCUAGAUACUCACUCAAAGGAAAUUAAGUCCACAGCAGUGUAUCUAUUAAGGCUAGAGAUACAAAAAGGCUCUUCAUUUUGAAGCGAAGUCUGAGAAACAAGGCAUAAUCUGACUUUCUUCUGUCGUGCAGAGUUUUACUGAUCAAACACAAGAUGAUUGAUCCUCUCUGAUUGCUCAUUGAAUUUAGGAAAAUAAAGAAAUGAGGAUCAGAUGAGGAAGUGUUGAGGCAGGAAUUGGCAACACUUAUGUAUUAGACCUCAUUUUCAUCAGAAUAAAAACUGCUUAAAUAUGUGCAUUUCUAUUGUUAGAAAGAAAAAACAGUCAAUGCAGAAUAUUAAUUCCAGGAAGCUAAUCUACGUCCAGGGAAUAAAGGAAUUGUUGAAUUUCUAAUGCAGAGAUAUUACUAAUUUUGCAAGAACUUUCUCUAGAUAAAAAUUAGGUCUUGUAGCUGA
Messenger RNA from Gallus gallus (chicken), 2026 nucleotides. Its product is annotated as maestro heat-like repeat-containing protein family member 2B. The transcript has 3 exons. The record is from RefSeq and is a predicted model, not a curated record. Lineage: Eukaryota; Metazoa; Chordata; Aves; Galliformes; Phasianidae. Bases 521 to 886 code for a protein of 121 amino acids.